Ostreococcus tauri is the source of this 861-nucleotide messenger RNA. RefSeq names its product unnamed product. The transcript has a single exon. Lineage: Eukaryota; Viridiplantae; Chlorophyta; Mamiellophyceae; Mamiellales; Bathycoccaceae. The coding region runs from base 1 to 861 and encodes 286 amino acids. The record is from RefSeq and is a predicted model, not a curated record.
AUGCGCGUCGACGCGCGCGACGACGCGCUGCGCGACGACGCGUUCGACGCCCUCGUCGCGUUCGUCGACGCGUACGUCAAGAUCGUGGACGCGGGGGAGGAACCGACGAGCGAGCUGUGGUCACCGAGCGACGAAACGUUCGAGGACGGGACGGGCGAUCGAGCGACGCGCGCGUCGCUGACGAGCGCGUUUUGGUGUCCGGUGGAUGCGUUCGACGCGCCGCGGUGCGCGGUGGAGGCGGCGAUCGGGGCGUUGGCGCGGUCGGGUCGCGCGACGGCGUCGACGGCGCGGAUAGUCGGCGCCGAGUGGUGGAUCCAAGACGUCGCGCACGACGAGCCGCCAAAGGUGUAUCACACCGAUUGUGACGUCGUGAUGUGUGAUGAUGGAUCGUCGAAGCGGUCGCAUCCGACGUCGGCGAGCGUGCUGUACGUUGCGGGCGAUCGAGGCGGCGGCGCCACGUGCGUGUUCGAUCAGACGACGUCGAGGGCGAACGCGGGCGAACUCGAACCGACGACGCCGAGCGUGGUGUGCGCGUGCGGAGUGAAAAAGAAUAGAUUUUUCGUCUUCGAUGGCGAUCGGUGGCACGGGGUUUUGCACGAUGCGUCGGAGUUUCGAGGACAGCGCGUGACGCUGCUCGUGAACUGGUGGACGUCGAGACCGGCGGGCGCGAGGUCGUUGCCGAAGAGAUUCGUCGUCGACGGCGGUCGAUGCGCGGUCGCUCAAUCGGGGUCUAUGACAAAAGUGGAGCGCACGGUCGUCUCUGGCCGAGCGUUCGCUGACGACGCGUCGAGUUGGAGCGCGCAGAGACUUCCCACCGACGCGGCGAGCGGUGUCGUCGAGUAUCGAUACGAGGCGCCGUAG